AUGAAUGCUUCCCUGCUGGCGGCGCUAUCCUCACCGGUCCGAGGCGCCAGGACGCCGGUGAGCAACGCCACUGCUGUCAGCGGCAAGACCAAGCGGAAUGGACCGAAGCACACCACCGGCGCAGGAUCGACAAACAACAAGGAGAACACAACAUCAUCAUCAUCAUGGAUGGCAGCAGCGAAGACAGCAGCCGCGGUGGAUGGCUCCCGCGCCCCGGCCUUCACCGCGCUGGAGACCCCAAGCACGCCGGGGAGGAUGGAGAAUCUUAGGGUGCUGAUUGAGGAAGGGAAAAAGGCGGCGGCGGAGGGGCGUCUUGCCGCGGCUCUGCGCAAGUACGAGACGGCCAUGGUGACGCUGCCUGAGGCCUACAAGCCCAGGCUUCGGAAAAAGAUCGCCAGGUUGGAAGCCCUCUUGGACGACGAGGAAGAACGCCCCAGGCGGUCGUCGCCGCUAGCUCGCGCUUUCACGGGUUCCCGCGAUGCCAUGCCGUGCGUGUCCGGUACGGGUAGGUGUUCCGCGUCGCCGAAUGACCAGGAUGUCGGCCUCGACAUGGCCGGCCUCGGAGACAAAAUGUCGGCAUCAAGCUUGCUCGCCACCGCCGCCUCAGAACCCUACCGUUCGCCCUCACGCCCUCGAGAAACUGCCGGCGAUCACGACCACGCCCGGGGAGUUUCCUUGAGCGAAGAGGCCAGCCCAGGGGCGGGGGAGGACGGUGGGUACUGCGGUCUGGGGGAGGCCGGGCCAGAGGAGGAGGAGGAGGAGGAACAGUUUGACGGGGAGAGCAUGGACGCGCAGGAGCGCCUGCGUGCGAUGAACAGGGGGCUGAGCGGCAAGCUGGAGAAGCAGGUCGUAGACAUCAUGAACCAGGCGAGCAGCGCGGAGCUCACCGACCUGCACGGGAUUGGGCCCCGGAGAGCGCAGCUCAUCCUGCAGACGAGGGCGGCUGCCCCCUUCGAGACCCUGGCGGAUCUGUCGCGCAUCGGCAUGUACCCCAAGCAGAUCGAGAAAAUGGGACGUCACAACAUGCUAGAGUGCCUCGACGUAUGCAGUCCCGUCGAAAGCUCGACGCGGGAGGAAGCGGCAUCAGCAGCGGCGGCCCUUUGA
Messenger RNA from Ectocarpus siliculosus, 1104 nucleotides. The record is from the annotation of a GenBank genome assembly. NCBI's taxonomy places the organism in Eukaryota, Phaeophyceae, Ectocarpales, Ectocarpaceae.